AUGGCAAGCCUCAUCGUUGUCGUGGAGCUGGAAUUCAUCACUACUCUGUGGAAGCUGAAACCGCGAACAGGGAGUGCCGCCUCCUGGAUCGCAUUACAACAACAAGGAGAGGCGAGGAAGAACAUUGGCGUGAUUGAUCGUAGCAUACGCUGUCCACAUGAGACUUGCUAUGUCUACGGCGGCCGGCGUCACAGUGCCCAGAAACUAUAUCCAAGCAGGUCACAUCUCGAUCGGGGUCACUGCUAUGACCUGGAAUCUUUGACGGCAACAUCCGAAGUUCUCAUUGCUAUUGCGGGAACGUGGAGCACGCCCAAGGCUUUGUUUCCGACAUACAGGACUUCCAGAUGUGCCCUUUUCUGGUGA
This is a messenger RNA of Sphaerulina musiva SO2202, 363 nucleotides long. RefSeq lists its product as uncharacterized. The record is from RefSeq and is a predicted model, not a curated record. The transcript has a single exon. NCBI's taxonomy places the organism in Eukaryota, Fungi, Ascomycota, Dothideomycetes, Mycosphaerellales, Mycosphaerellaceae. Bases 1 to 363 code for a protein of 120 amino acids.